GAGGGGGAGGGAGGUCUCGGCGGCGGCAUGGCGAGGUUCCCGAGGGCAGACCUGGCCGCUGCAGGAGUUGUGUUACUUUGCCACUUUUUAAUGGACCGUUUUCAGUUCACUGAAGGGGAGCCUGGAAACCAAAUCAAUGAUUGGCAAUAUCAAGUUGCUCAGGUCUUCCCACGAACAGAACAGGAAGUCGAUGUGGACACGCAUGCAUUCAGCCACCGGUGGAAAAGGAGCUUGGAUUCCCUCAAGGCAGUAGACUCGAACCGAGCAAGCAUGGGCCAAGACUCCCCAGAGCCCAGAGGCUUCACAGACCUGCUACUGGAUGAUGGGCAGGACAACACCACCCAGAUUGAGGAGGACACAGAUCACAAUUACUAUAUAUCUCGGAUAUAUGGUCCCUCCGAUUCAGCCAGCCGGAAUUUGUGGGUGAACAUAGACCAGAUGGAAAAAGACAAAGUGAAGAUCCAUGGAAUUUUGUCCAAUACUCACCGGCAAGCUGCGAGAGUGAAUCUGUCCUUCGAUUUCCCAUUUUAUGGCCAUUUCCUACGUGAAAUCACUGUGGCAACUGGGGGUUUCAUAUACACUGGAGAAGUCGUACAUCGAAUGCUAACAGCCACACAGUACAUAGCACCUUUAAUGGCAAAUUUCGAUCCCAGUGUAUCCAGAAAUUCAACAGUCAGAUAUUUUGAUAAUGGCACAGCACUUGUUGUCCAGUGGGACCACGUACAUCUCCAGGAUAACUACAACCUGGGAAGCUUCACAUUCCAGGCAACCCUCCUCAUGGAUGGACGCAUCAUCUUUGGAUAUAAAGAAAUUCCCGUCUUGGUCACACAGAUAAGUUCGACCAAUCACCCAGUGAAAGUGGGACUGUCUGAUGCAUUUGUCGUUGUCCACAGGAUCCAACAAAUUCCCAAUGUCCGGAGAAGAACAAUUUAUGAAUACCACCGAGUAGAGCUACAGAUGUCAAAAAUUACCAAUAUUUCAGCUGUGGAGAUGACCCCAUUACCUACAUGUCUCCAGUUUAAUGGUUGUGGCCCCUGUGUAUCCUCUCAGAUUGGCUUCAACUGCAGUUGGUGUAGUAAACUUCAAAGAUGUUCCAGUGGAUUUGACCGCCAUCGGCAGGACUGGGUGGACAGUGGAUGCCCUGAAGAGUCAAAAGAGAAGAUGUGUGAGAACACAGAGCCAAUGGAAAGUUCUUCUCAAACCACCACAACUAUACAAGCAACAACCACAAAAUUCAGGGUCUUAACAACCACCAGAAGAGCAGCGACAUCCCAGCUGCCCACCAGUCUGCCCACAGAAGAUGAUACCAAGAUAGCACUACAUCUAAAAGAUAAUGGAGCUUCUACAGAUGACAGUGCAGCCGAGAAGAAAGGGGGAACCCUUCAUGCUGGCCUCAUUGUUGGGAUUCUCAUCCUGGUCCUCAUUAUAGUAGCCGCCAUUCUUGUGACAGUCUACAUGUAUCACCAUCCAACGUCAGCAGCCAGCAUUUUCUUUAUUGAGAGACGCCCAAGCAGAUGGCCUGCGAUGAAGUUUCGAAGAGGUUCUGGUCAUCCUGCCUAUGCUGAAGUUGAACCAGUUGGAGAGAAAGAAGGUUUCAUUGUAUCAGAGCAGUGCUAAAAUUUCUAGGACAGAACAGCACCAGUGCUGGCUUACAGGUGUUAAGACUAAAAAUUUGCCUAUACCUUUAAGACACAUACAACACACACACACACACACACACACACACACACACACACACAGGAGCCCUAAGCUGCUGUAGCCUGAAGGAGAGGAGAUUUCUGGACAAGCCCAGCCCAGCCCAGGAAGGGG
This is a messenger RNA of Puma concolor (puma), 1809 nucleotides long. It is a transcript of the gene PLXDC2, whose product is annotated as plexin domain containing 2. Lineage: Eukaryota; Metazoa; Chordata; Mammalia; Carnivora; Felidae. The record is from RefSeq and is a predicted model, not a curated record.